AACUUCACUCAAAUCAAUGACGGGGCAUUCUGUCAGAGUGUAAAGAAAGUGGGAGUAUACUCGGCAGUUUUAUCGUCCUUUCCUUGUACUGAUUGUUCAUAGAAAAUCAAUUAAAUAGCAACCAUGGACGCCUUCGGUGAUAAUAAUUUUGAACAGGCUGAUGUUGAUCCAGCGGCGGAGUUCCUUGCGCGCGAGCAAAAUGCCCUGGCUGGCUUGGAAGACGAGCUUCAGCCAGCGGCUGCGACCACCGCAAGUGCACCAGCAGUGAAUCAUGUAAAUGAGGGAUCUAAUUUUCUUGACAACCAGGAUGAAGGCAUGAUUGAAGCAGGAAUUCAGUACACACCACCGGUACAACGUGAGGAGCCAGAAAAGAUUCGGAAAUGGCGUGAAGACCAAAAACAACGCCUUGAGGACAAAGAUAAGGAAGAAGAAAAGAAAAAGGAGGAGCUUCGCGAGCAAGCGAAAAAAGAACUUGAAGAGUGGUACAAACAUCACGAAGAAACUAUUGCAAAGACAAAAGCUGCAAAUCGAGAGUCGGCGAAAAACGCAGAGAAGCAAUUUGUUGCUGAAAAUGAUGAAAUCGAGCCCGGCACCGAGUGGGAGCGUAUCGCUAAAUUAUGUGACUUUAAUCCGAAAUCGAACAAGUCCAGUCGAGACGUAUCGCGCAUGCGUUCUAUUAUCCUACAACUUAAGCAAAAUCCUCUGCCAGCUAAACGGGCUUAAAAUAUAUUGUUAAAAUACGAAUAUUCAUAGAAAAUGAUUCAUUGUUAUGGAUUUAAAAUAAACAUCAAAGCAAGGAAUAUCUCACACUCCACAUUGCAAUAGUCCCUGUCGUUUUCUUUUGCGAAAAGUACUACAUCAAUACUCCCACAGGAAGUAAUAAAUUGCUUUACGUGAAAUUGAGGGGAAAAAAGAGUGUAGAACGAUACGAUACAAUAGAAAGAAGUGUUUAAAAUAAUAUUAGUUUAUUAUUAUCUAUGAUUCAAAGUUUGUUUAUUUCGUUUUUUAAUAAAACAAUAUUAAGAAAA
This is a messenger RNA of Hermetia illucens (black soldier fly), 1028 nucleotides long. It is a transcript of the gene Clc, whose product is annotated as clathrin light chain. Gene Ontology annotation, cellular component: plasma membrane; postsynaptic endocytic zone cytoplasmic component; clathrin coat of coated pit. Lineage: Eukaryota; Metazoa; Arthropoda; Insecta; Diptera; Stratiomyidae. The coding region runs from base 124 to 723 and encodes 199 amino acids. The record is from RefSeq and is a predicted model, not a curated record. The transcript is spliced from 5 exons. Gene Ontology annotation, molecular function: structural molecule activity; clathrin heavy chain binding. Gene Ontology annotation, biological process: clathrin coat assembly; clathrin-dependent endocytosis; intracellular protein transport.